CAAAUAUUUGGAAAAUUCAUUUCUUUCAGGAAAACUGAUUCCAUGGCCUCAAUUUGAUGCCAGAAAGCAAGGGACGGGAAGAAGGAGAGGGAAGGAACAAAGAAAGGGAAAGAGAGAGAGAGGGACACCACAGCUGGAGAGAGUUGCGUCACGAACUCACCGUUCUUUUUCUUUUUAUUGGUGGGAAUACUCACCGUUCUUUGGUUUGACAUUGUACACGUCUAAACCCCGCGGCCUCCAGGCUUCUUUUUAUUAAGAUCUGUGAAUGCCCUAAUGCUAACUCUCGAGAAUCAGGAGAGGGAGGGAGAGGGAAAGAUAUUUUUGGCAGAAGGGUUGAGUGUUGGAUGGGUGAGUUGAUGGUUCGAGGUAGAACCCACUGUCUGUUUUCUAGGAAAGUCUCCAUUUUUAUGUACAAAAUUUUCGCUGUCGGAUUGAUUGUUCUGUCUGGGGGGUUCAGUCGAUAAGCACGGCAAAAUGGAAUGAAUUAUUUUGGGGAGGGAAGGGUUGGAUUAUAUAGAGGGAGAGGGAGAAAUUGGUGGUGGACAUCACAGUUGAGUGUUUUUCCUUUUGUAGAGAGAAAGGGUUGAAGAAGAUGGAAGAUCAUGCAGAGGACCAUGAUAUAGAGAUAGAGGGAUAUGGAGGGAUCGGAGAAGAGAAGGAGUUCGGGUCAAUGAAAGAGCCGCUCCUUCUCAGGAACAGGCAGAACAAUACUUCACAGAUUGCCAUUGUUGGUGCCAAUGUUUGCCCCAUUGAAAGCCUUGACUAUGAGAUUGUUGAGAAUGAGCUGUUUAAGCAAGAUUGGAGGGCUAGAAAGAAGAAUGAGAUAGUUCAAUAUGUGGUCCUUAAGUGGACACUGGCCCUUCUGAUUGGAUUUAGCACUGGGGUUGUUGCCUUUUUCAGCAACCUUGCAGUUGAGAACAUCGCUGGUUUUAAGCUUCUGUUGACGAACAGUCUUAUGCUUCGGGCCAAUUAUUACCAGGCAUUCGGAGCAUUUGCUGGUUGCAAUGCCGUUUUGGCUGUCGCAGCUGCUACCCUCUGUGCUUACGGAGCCCCUGCUGCAGCAGGCUCUGGCAUACCUGAAGUUAAAGCAUACCUUAAUGGUGUAGAUGCUCCUUCUAUUUUAGCUCCAAGCACUCUCUUCGUGAAGAUUUUUGGGUCCAUCUUUGGAGUUGCAGCUGGUUUGGUUGUGGGGAAGGAGGGACCUAUGGUCCACACUGGAGCGUGCAUAGCUGCCUUUCUUGGACAGGGUGGCUCUAGGAGGUAUCAUCUAACAUGGAGAUGGCUGAGGCACUUCAAGAAUGAUAGGGAUCGACGAGAUCUUGUGACUUGUGGUGCUGCAGCUGGUGUAGCAGCUGCUUUCCGAGCUCCUGUUGGUGGUGUCCUAUUUGCCCUUGAAGAAGCUGCUUCAUGGUGGAGGAGUGCUCUACUUUGGAGAACUUUCUUUACAACUGCUGUCGUUGCAGUGGUGUUGAGAGGUUUCAUGGACUUCUGUAAGUCUGGAAACUGUGGGUUAUUCGGGGAAGGAGGACUUAUCAUGUUUGAUGUCAACUCGUCAACUGCCAAUUAUGGCACCCCAGAUCUAUUGGCAAUCAUCUUCCUUGGUGUGCUUGGAGGCCUUCUGGGAAGCUUUUACAAUUAUCUUGUAGACAAGGUCCUUCGUACUUAUAGCAUCAUUAAUGAGAAGGGACCAAUAUUCAAGGUCAUACUUGUGCUGUGCAUCUCCCUUCUCACUUCGUGUUGCUCGUAUGGUCUCCCAUGGCUCUCAGCAUGCACUCCCUGUCCUCCCCACCUUAUGGAGCAGUGUCCCACUGCAGGUCGGUCCGGUAAUUACAAGAAUUUCCAGUGUCCGCCACACCAAUACAACGACCUUGCCUCUCUUUUCUUUAACACCAACGAUGACGCCAUCAAAAAUUUACUCAGCCCGGGGAUCACAAAACAGUUCCAUAUCCCAACCCUCCUUGUUUUCUUUAGCGCCAUAUUCUUCCUCGGCAUAGUUACAUAUGGCAUUGCAGUCCCUUCCGGUCUCUUCAUUCCUGUCAUUCUUGCUGGAGCGUCUUAUGGCCGCCUCGUUGGUCGCUUGCUCGGUUCUAUCUCUCAACUUGAUGCAGGUCUUUUUGCUCUCCUUGGUGCUGCAUCCUUCCUUGGUGGCACGAUGAGAAUGACGGUCUCACUCUGUGUCAUACUUCUCGAACUCACCAAUGACCUGUUGAUGCUUCCAUUGAUGAUGCUGGUUCUCCUCAUUUCCAAAACCGUGGCUGAUUGUUUCAACAAGGGUGUGUAUGACCAAAUCGUGAAGAUGAAAGGACUGCCGUACAUGGAAGCUCAUGCAGAGCCAUACAUGAGGCAGUUGGUAGCAGGGGACGUUGUUUCGGGCCCAUUGUUCACUUUCUCCGGGGUUGAAAAAGUGGGGAACAUCUGGCAUGCCUUGAAGAUAACCAGGCACAAUGCAUUUCCGGUGAUCGACGAGCCACCUUACACGGAUGCACCAGAGCUGUGUGGGCUUGUGCUCAGGUCUCAUCUCCUUGUGUUGCUCAAGGGGAAGAAGUUCACGAAACAUAAGGUGAUGACCGGUUCAGAAAUCAUGAGGAGAUUCAAGGCGCAUGAUUUUGCUAAAGCCGGGUCUGGGAAAGGGGUGAGGCUGGAGGAGUUGGAAAUCUCAGAAGAGGAGAUGGAGAUGUAUGUUGACCUUCAUCCUAUCACCAAUACUUCCCCUUAUACUGUCGUCGAAACAAUGUCAUUGGCGAAAGCAGCUGUGCUGUUCCGAGAGCUUGGUCUUCGGCACUUGUUGGUUGUGCCAAAGACCCCAGGGAGGCCUCCAAUUGUUGGGAUACUUACGAGGCACGAUUUCGUGCCAGAGCACAUCUUAGGGCUCUACCCCCAUAUCAAUCCUCACAAGUAGGAGCCAGGGGGUAGACGAGAAUGAACAGAAAGCAGGCAAGCAAGAACUUCUUUGCUAUACCCAAUAUACCUUUUGCAGUCUUCAUCGUGCAGUGUACAAGAUUUAUUUUUGUAAAGCCGGGGUUGGCAUUGUGAAUUUUGAAAUGCUAUGGUAUAGUUUUGGGGUUUGAAUAAGAGAUUGGUAAAUGGGAGAGACAACAUUGGAUACAUAUUAUAGAGAGGAGGCCAGUGUGACACCCUCUUAUACGAGAGGUGUGUAGAUUAUUGGAAACAUUGCUUCAGAGAUGAACGUUAUUUUAUUUUGAUCUUUUCUUGUUUCCUUCCGUUCCUUGUGUAUAGGUGUAUUAUGUUGGGAAACCAUCCUCGUUAUGUUAUUUUUUUGGGGGUGUGAAACGUUUACAGUGUCUGGUGUGCUUGUUUAGUUCUUUCCAAGUUUCAUAGGAGGAGAAGUGUGGUUCUGUUUCAGUAAGGUUCGAUGGCAAGGACGACGAGCAAUGAUACUCGAUGAACAAUAUCAAUGUGGUAUGGUGGUGAAAUUGAUGGUGAGUUUGGAAGGAACCUUGCAGCAGGGCUCCUACAGCAUCGAUAUUGGGAGUUCACGAGCUUUGUCCAAGGGAAAGGAAAAAGAGAAUGGCUAGUCGAGUUGA
Molecule: messenger RNA, 3545 nt
Organism: Linum tenue
Lineage: Eukaryota; Viridiplantae; Streptophyta; Magnoliopsida; Malpighiales; Linaceae
Source: the annotation of a GenBank genome assembly